Messenger RNA from Talpa occidentalis (Iberian mole), 1655 nucleotides. It is a transcript of the gene LOX, whose product is annotated as lysyl oxidase. Lineage: Eukaryota; Metazoa; Chordata; Mammalia; Eulipotyphla; Talpidae. The record is from RefSeq and is a predicted model, not a curated record. Gene Ontology annotation, molecular function: copper ion binding; protein-lysine 6-oxidase activity. Gene Ontology annotation, biological process: peptidyl-lysine oxidation.
AGGCGAGGAGCUGUCCGCCUUGCACGUUUCCAAUCGCAUUACGUGCACAAAUAGCGGAGGGGCGGUUGAGCCAGAACCGCUUGUGUAACUUUGCAAAUGUGCCAGAAAGUUUAAAAUCUCUCCUCCUUCCUCCAGCCCAGACGCUGCCCGCUCUCGGGGCCGUCGCGCCGCUCCCGGUUGUCUGACAGCACUUCGGAAAGAGGAGAGAAGCGGAUGCCACGUCCCGGGGGCCGCCCUCGCCGGAGCAGGGUCUGCAGCCCACCCUAGGCGCUCGCUGCUCGCCGCGCUCCGCCCACCUCCCCGCUGGAAGAGUUCCCCCCCUCCCACGCGAUUUGAGCCCCGUUUUUAUUCUCUCCGAGCUGAGUCCUGCCGGAGCGGGAACAGUCGGGCACGGGGGAGCUAUGCGCCUCGCCUGGACCGCGCUCCUGCUCGGGCUGCUGCAGCUCUGCGCGCCCGUGCGCUGCGCCCCGCCCGCCGCCGGCCAGCAGCGGCCCCCUCGCGAGUCGCCGGCGGCUCCGGGCGCCUGGCGCCAAAAGAUCCAAUGGGAGAACAACGGGCAGGUGUUCAGCCUGCUGAGCCUGGGCGCGCAGUACCAGCCGCAGCGCCGGCGGGACCCGGGCGCCGCCGCUCCGGGCGCCGCGAACGCCUCGGCCGCACAGGCGCGCACGCCGAUCCUGCUGCUCCGGGACAACCGCACGGCGGCGGCGCGGGGGCGCACGGCCUCGGCGGGGGCCGCCACCGGCCGCCCCAGGCCCGCUGCGCGCCACUGGUUCCAAGCCGGUCACUCCUCGGCGGGGGCCCGCGACGGGGGCGCCCCGCGCGCAGGCAACCGCACCGCGCCUGAGCCUGGAGAGCGCCCGGCUUUGAGCAACCUGAGGCCGCCCAGCCGCGUGGACGGCAUGGUGGGCGACGACCCCUACAACCCCUACAAGUACUCGGACGACAACCCUUACUACAACUACUACGACACCUACGAAAGGCCCCGGCCAGGGAGCAGGCAACGGCCCGGCUACGGCACCGGCUACUUCCAGUAUGGUCUCCCGGACCUGGUGCCUGACCCCUACUACAUCCAGGCGUCCACGUACGUGCAAAAGAUGUCCAUGUACAACCUGAGGUGCGCUGCGGAGGAAAACUGCUUGGCCAGCUCAGCAUACAGGGCAGAUGUCAGAGAUUACGAUCACAGGGUCCUGCUAAGAUUUCCCCAAAGAGUAAAGAACCAAGGGACGUCAGAUUUCUUACCAAGCAGACCAAGAUAUUCCUGGGAAUGGCACAGCUGUCACCAACAUUACCACAGCAUGGAUGAAUUCAGCCAUUAUGACCUCCUUGAUGCCAGCACCCAGAGAAGAGUGGCUGAGGGCCACAAAGCAAGUUUCUGUCUUGAGGACACCUCCUGUGAUUAUGGCUACCACAGGCGAUUUGCAUGUACUGCACACACACAGGGGUUGAGUCCUGGCUGUUACGAUACCUAUAAUGCAGACAUAGACUGCCAAUGGAUUGAUAUUACAGAUGUACAACCUGGAAACUACAUUCUAAAGGUCAGUGUGAAUCCCAGCUACCUGGUGCCUGAAUCGGACUAUUCCAACAAUGUCGUGCGCUGUGACAUUCGCUACACAGGCCAUCACGCAUAUGCCUCGGGCUGCACGAUUUCACCGUAA